Molecule: messenger RNA, 672 nt
Organism: Quercus lobata
Lineage: Eukaryota; Viridiplantae; Streptophyta; Magnoliopsida; Fagales; Fagaceae
Exons: 2
Coding region: 1-672 (223 amino acids)
Molecular function (GO): RNA-DNA hybrid ribonuclease activity; nucleic acid binding
Source: RefSeq, a predicted model, not a curated record
AUGGUUGUAGAAACAAAUGUGGUUAUAGAUAUAAAUGUUGAUACUUCAAUGCCUAAUAAACACCCUUCCAAAUAUUCAAGAAUUCAAUCUGAAGAGAUAAAUUGUGAUCCAGGAUCACAAUUGCUGACUCAGCUUCAGCAUAUCUACACUGAUUGCAUCUCAGCUAGUAAAGGCAAGAAAAAAUGGUCUCCUUCUCCCUUAGAUUCUUUCAAAACAAAGUUCGAUGGUGCAGUUUUUGAAAAUUCAAAUGAAGCCGGGAUAGGUGGGGUGAUUCGAAAAUCCAAUGGUGAGAUUAAUGCAGCUUUGUCAGAAAAAAUUCCUUUGCCCCCCUCUGUGGUUAUAUUGGAAUCGCUAGCUGCUAGGAGAGCCGUCUUAUUUGCUCUUGAAGUUGGAAUUACUCAAUCAUCCUUUGAAGGUGAUUCGGAGAUCAUUAUGACUUCUUUGAAACUUGGGGACAAUCUUUCUUCUUCUUUUGGUAAUUUAAUUAGUGAUACACUUAUUUUAGCUAGUUCUCUUUUGAAUUUUUCUUUCUCUCAUACCGUUAGGCUUGGCAAUGUUGUUGCACAUGCCUUAGCCAGAAGAGCUUUUUUAUAUUUUUCGUUGACUGUUUGGAUGGAGUCUGUUCCUUUAGAUAUUUUUUUGCUUAUUGCUGCUGAUUUACAAGCACCUUAA